AUGGCUGAGGAUACACCAAUGCCGGAUGCUGACGCCGCCAAGGAGCAGACGCUCAUGUAUGGCGGCGAUGACGACCUAGAUUCAAAGUACCCUAAUCGGCCUGCCAACCUCCAUAAAACGCUGCCAUUCCAUACGCUUUUCAACGAGCUAUUUGACCCGCUAUUGGACACUGUCAAGAAGAGUAGACCGGCAGGUCCGCGCAGGAAGGUUGGCCCUUCUGGACAUUCAAACCUGUCGCCGCACGAGGCCAAGCGCAACAUCAUCGAGAGGUACAUCGCGCAAUGGCGCAAGGAAGUUGGCAACGACUUUUACCCGGCCAUGCGGCUGAUGAUCCCGGAGAAAGACCGUGAUCGCGCAAUGUACGGACUGAAAGAGAAGGCCAUUGCAAAGAUCUUGAUACAGGUCACCAAGAUCAACAAAGACUCUGAUGAUGCUAAGCAAAUGGUCAACUGGAAGUUACCUGGCCAGCUGCACAAGGCGUCAGCAUCAACAGCGGGAGACUUCGCAGGACGUUGCUACGAAGUGUUGUCGAAGCGACCUUUGCGGUCGGAAGUGGGUAACAUGAGCAUUGCCGAAGUGAACAACACGCUCGAUCGGCUGUCGCAAGUAGGAGGGGAGAAAGAGCAGAUCAAGAUCUUUGAGCGGUUCUAUCGGCGCAUGAACCCCGAAGAGAUGACUUGGCUGAUCCGGAUCAUCCUAAGACAAAUGAAGAUCGGAGCAACUGAGAAGACCAUCUUAGAUAUAUGGCACCCUGAUGCCGAAGCUCUUUUCAACAUCUCAUCCAACCUCCGGCGAGUAUGCUGGGAAUUGUACGAUCCGGAAGUGCGGUUAGAUGGGGACGACACAGGUAUCACGCUCAUGCAAUGCUUUCAACCACAGCUCGCCGCUUUCCAGCCCAAAGUUGGUUCGUUCGACAAGAUUGUGUCGAAGCUCAAACCCACGCCCGAGGACGACUCCUUCUGGAUCGAAGAGAAGCUCGACGGUGAGCGGAUGCAGCUCCACAUGCUGGAGGACUCCUCAGCACCAGGCGGGACAGUCUUCGGAUUCUGGUCUCGCAAAGCCAAAGACUAUGCCUACCUCUACGGAAAGCAUUUCACUGGCGACGAAGCCGGGGCUCUUACCCGCUUCAUCAAAGAUGCUUUCCACAAGAACAUCCGGAACAUCAUUCUAGACGGCGAAAUGAUCACCUGGGACAUGGAAACCGAUCACAUCGUCGGCUUCGGCACACUCAAAACCGCAGCUAUAUCCGAGAAGGAGAAUACCACUGGUUCUAAUACCGGACAACGGCCACUCUUCAGGGUUUUUGACUGCUUGUAUCUUAAUGAUACACUGCUUACGCCUUAUACCCUUCGUGACAGAAGAGCGGCACUUGAAGGUGCAGUGAAGGGCGUCCCGCGACGCAUUGAGAUACAUCCGUACCACGAAGCACAUUCUCCCACCGAAGUCGAACCCGAACUCCGUCGCGUAGUUGAAAACGCAUCCGAGGGUCUCGUUCUCAAAAAUCCACGUUCAAUGUACAAGCUCAACGAGCGAAACGACGACUGGGUCAAAGUAAAGCCGGAGUACAUGUCCGAGUUUGGCGAGAUGAUAGAUUGCGUUGUCAUAGGCGGUUACUUCGGCUCCGGGCACCGCGGUGGCGCCCACUCGUCCUUCUUAUGCGGAUUGAUCGUGAACAAGAAAGCAAAGGAAGGCGAUUCGGACUACGGGAAGUGCAUUUCGUUCUUCAAAGUUGGUGGUGGCUUCACCAGAGAAGAUUAUGCCUCCAUUCGCGGACGCACCGAGGGGAAGUGGAAGGACUGGGACCAGCGUCGGCCUCCGUCAAUCAUCGAGCUGGGCGGCCACGCAGAGAAUCGUCAGCACGAAAGACCGGAUCAAUGGAUCCAUCCUGCCGACUCAGUAGUGCUAGAAUGCAAAGCCGCGAGCGUGGAAUCAACCGACAGAUUCCGCCUAGGCCAGACGUUGCGUUUCCCACGGUUUAAAGCCCUCCGUACAGACAAAUCCUGGGACCAGGGCUUGAGCAUCGACGAGUUCUGGGAAGUUAAGAACACAGUAGAGACUGAACACGCAGACAAAGAGAAAGACUUCAAGAUCGAGCAAAGCCGUCGGAAGAAAGCGCGGACCACAAAAAAGCCACUCGUCGUCGCCGGAAACGACACCGUAAGCACGCAGUACGCCGGCCCAGAAUCUAAGCUCUUUGACGGUCUGCAGAUCUACAUCAUGACGGACCAGAUUCACCCAAUGAAAAAGUCCAAGGCAGAGCUUGAAGCACUGGUUAAAGCGCACGGCGCGAAGAUCGUACAGCGCGACACUUCAGAAAAGAACCUUGUCGUGGUAGCGGAUAAACGCCUCGUCAAGGUAUCUUCACUUGAGAAACGCGGCAUCACGAACAUUGUAAAGCCGAUCUGGAUACACGACUGCAUCCGCCAGAACGAGGUUGAUCACGGUGAUAUCCCAUACUUGCUGCCCUUUGAGCCGAAUAGGCAUAUGUUCUACCUCCUUGAGGCGGAGCAAUUGGCGGUUGAAGCAAAUCUCGAUGACAAUGGCGAUCCUUAUGCGAGGGAUAUCCUUGAUGUUGAUGAGAUGCGGAGCAUCCUCGCUGGGAUGCCGAAGGAAUCAGAAAAGAGUUUUGAUGACCAGGAGUUCAUGGCACAGCUGGAGGAUCACGCGCAUACGAUGUCGCAUCUGAAGAACUACAUGUUCAGCAAGAUGAAAGUUGCGUUUGCAGAGAGCUGCGAUGACGCUGAGUGGAACUUCAGAGCGAGUCUGGCACGAAAUUAUAUUAGGUUUGCAGGUGGUGAUGUUGCAAAGAGUGAGGACGAAGAUGGGAUUACGCAUUUGGUUGUUCCGAAUCCGGAUUAUGUUCCCAAGGGCAGGUUGAAGGUUACGGGACUGGCGAGGCCGGUGGGCGUGGAGUGGGUGGAGAGGUGCUGGGAGGAGGGGACGAGGGUUGAUGAGGAGAGGUUUCAGUGGGGUUGA
Molecule: messenger RNA, 2976 nt
Organism: Didymosphaeria variabile
Lineage: Eukaryota; Fungi; Ascomycota; Dothideomycetes; Pleosporales; Didymosphaeriaceae
Gene: LIG4
Product: DNA ligase (ATP)
Exons: 1
Coding region: 1-2976 (991 amino acids)
Biological process (GO): DNA recombination; double-strand break repair via nonhomologous end joining; DNA biosynthetic process
Cellular component (GO): DNA ligase IV complex
Molecular function (GO): ATP binding; DNA binding; DNA ligase (ATP) activity
Source: RefSeq, a predicted model, not a curated record